This is a messenger RNA of Xenopus laevis (African clawed frog), 4288 nucleotides long. It is a transcript of the gene slc25a39.L, whose product is annotated as solute carrier family 25 member 39 L homeolog. The transcript has 13 exons. Gene Ontology annotation, biological process: transmembrane transport; mitochondrial transmembrane transport. The record is from RefSeq and is a predicted model, not a curated record. NCBI's taxonomy places the organism in Eukaryota, Metazoa, Chordata, Amphibia, Anura, Pipidae. Gene Ontology annotation, cellular component: mitochondrial inner membrane; membrane; mitochondrion. The coding region runs from base 236 to 1306 and encodes 356 amino acids.
GUUUCCUGUCCAUGUGGGCGUGCCUUGUGUAUUGAGUGACAUGUUGUUUGUGAUCUAAGACCGGUUUGUCCCGGCACAGAGCAGUCACAGAGACAUGUGGCCCUCAGCAGCGGGGGACCCGGGACCCCAAGCUCCCCAACACCGGGACCGAGGCAGGUUCCCUGGGGAUGUGGUUUGUUGCCAGGUGGCUGCCGAGAGAUUGGAGAUCUGAGGCCUCUUUCAUCGGGCAGCAGGUAUGGCUGCAGAGGAAUCCGGCUCGUCCCCUGGUGGGAUCUCUCCCCUGCAGCAGAUUUUGGCCUCUGGUUCUGGAGCCCUCCUCACCUCCCUCUUUGUGACCCCUCUGGAUGUUGUGAAGAUUAGAUUGCAGUCGCAGAGGAAACCUCUCUCUAAAGUUUUGUCUGUAAAGCCUCUUCCCUGGGCACUCCCCAUGCGCCACCCCAAAUGGCGCUGCUUCCUUUAUUGCAAUGGGCUGAUGGAUCAUCUUUUUGUCUGUCAACAUGCCACGGCGUGCAGCACCUGGUACAGAGCUCCCACUUACUUCAAUGGCACCCUGGAUGCAUUUGUGAAAAUUACGCGGCAUGAAGGCUUAACCUCACUAUGGAGUGGGCUACCCCCAACAUUGGUAAUGGCUGUGCCUGCUACCAUCAUCUAUUUCACAUGUUACGAUCAAUUGAGAGAUUUCCUCUGCUAUGGGUUGGGCUACCAUGGCAACCACAUUCCCCUGGUAGCUGGAGCUCUGGCUCGCUUGGGAGCAGUGACAGUUAUCAGUCCGCUUGAGCUGAUUCGGACGAAGAUGCAGUCUCGCCAGCUCUCUUACAUGGAGUUGGGCGUCUGUCUGCGGUCUGCAGUCGCUCAGGACGGAUGGCUGUCUCUUUGGAAGGGAUGGGGUCCAACAGUGCUGAGAGAUGUCCCAUUCUCAGCUCUGUACUGGUUUAAUUAUGAACUUGUGAAGAGGAAGAUGAGCAACACCAACGCGGCUGCAGAAAGUCCGUUCCUAGUCAGCUUCAUUGCCGGUGCUGUGUCUGGAGCGGUGGCCGCCAUCCUCACCCUACCAUUUGAUGUGGUGAAAACCCAGAGACAGAUUGAGUUGGGCAACCUGGAACUAGGUCCAUCCAGAGGACAGAGAUCUUCCACCUGGGGAGCCAUGCGCAGGAUUCGAGCAGAAUCUGGAACUAGAGGCCUAUUUGCAGGUUUUCUCCCACGGGUCAUUAAAGUGGCUCCUGCCUGCGCCAUAAUGAUCAGCUCAUAUGAGUUUGGAAAGAACUUCUUCCAGCAGCGUAACAAGAUGAAAGAACAGAACGGAUGAGAGGGAAGAUUGAACCCAAGAGAAAAGCAAAAAAAAAAAAAAAAAAAAAAUUAAAAAAAAGAAAAGAAACAACCCUCAUACACAGCACAACCUCUGUAGUCUCAAAGAUGCAUCAAAUCGUGACAGUUAAGGCUGUGAUACAUACAUCUACUGUGGUCAGAGCCUGUGCCGCGUGAUCCUUAAUGAUCCGUAAAGAAAUCAUAAAGACAUGAUAAUUAUAUUCAAUAACCCCUGGGCUAUAAUUCACAUAUAUGAUCAGUUUUCUUAUAGAGCUAAGGCUCUGUGGUUUAGCAGUGCCUCCUGUCCAUGUCUGGCAGAUAAAACACAGAUCUAACCGUCUUGCGUUACAAUUGUUCUUAAUAACGUUCUGUUAUUCACAUGGUUUAUAGUUGGAGCAAAAAUGCAAAGGGAUUAGUCAACUUUGGACCAGCAGGACUCAUCCUUGAACAUGAAUACAUGCCAUUCUAAUGCCAGGUCUGUGCGGCUGGAGGCAAUGCUGAAUCACAGACGUGAGACAAUUAGUCUGUGACUCUUCAGACAUACGUGACUUACUGCCUCCGCUUGGAACUACACGUUCAUCUUCACUGCCCAUUCCUUUAAGCAGUCAUUCUGCAGUUGUGGCAUCUUUGCAAAGUGUGGGUAGAGCUAGCGGCAAACCUAAAUCUCCACUUGACCUACAUGAAAUCCGACAAUCAAUGUACUUAUACUAAUUAUGGCAUUAAAUAUUAUUCUUGAGACCCUCCACAACCAGGAGUAAUAAGCUCUGAAGCAGCAAUACGGAGAGGGACCCGUUGUACAGAGCUGCAGGAACACCACGAGGCGCCACGGUGAAAUGCAGUGUGCUCAAGACUUUGGACAUUGUAUCGGAUGAAUACUCUGAGAAAAAGGACUCAAUAGGAAUGUGGACCAGAAUUAUUUGGGACUGAUAUUUUUUUUUAAUCCACAUUCUUGAAAUGUAAUGUUUCUUCGCACCACAUCCAGUUAAAUUGAUCCCUGCAUCCUGGACAUUCGUAUGCGGGCAGGGGAUUUCCAUUUAACCUACGAGCCACAUGCAUGUUCACCUGUCCUACAAAGUGCCCUGCACCCUUAUCAUAAGUUGCAGUUGCCCACGUUCUCCCUGCAGAGAGGAUAAAUUGCGCACGGACUACUCCCUUUCUCCAGCUCUUAUUUUGUUACAGCCGGUGCGGUACAAGUUCUAAUUUAACUUGUAUAUCCUCUUGACAGCAACAGCACCUGAUGCCAUGUGUACUCAACGUGAAAAGCAUUUUUCAUAAAAAAACAAAAUCAUUCAGCAUUAGAGUCAGGGUAAGGGAAGCCACAGAAUAGCCACUGAGCAGUCCCUGAGGCCUGAAACAGGACCAAUCCAGCUACAAAAACAUUUCUCAUGCAUUGCAUUAAAGCUGCCGUACACUGCAAACUGUCAGCAUCUGCAGCUGGAUGCCGGGAGUUUGCAGCAAGUGCAAUGCUUGGGAGACGGCAACCAUACUUAAAGAAUAUUCUAAAUGAUGCUGCAAUAUCCUCUGCAUGUGUGAUGUAGAGUGAUUAAAUGCAAGGGUCUGUACUAGACAUUACACACGCAGUUCUCAGCAGGCUCGGGGAGCAUGGCACUUACCUCUCUGCUUUUGCCUGUGUUCGUGAUCUUUAACGUGCCUGUGGGGUUUAUCUCCCUGUUUUCACUUUGGCCACACACAACCCAACCACAGAGUCAACCAGUUAUUUCCUACCUUAAAGGAGAAGGAAAGGUUAAAACUAAGUAAGCCUUAUCAGAAAGGUCCAUCUAAAUAUACCAGUAAACCCCUCAAAGUAAUGCUGCUCUGAGUCCCCUGUCAAAAGAAACACAGCAUUUCUUUACUUCUAUUGUGUACACAUGGGCUUCUGUAUCAGACUUCCUGCCUUCAGCUUAAACCUCCAGGGCUUGGGCUUGAGCAUGCUCAGUUUGCUCCUCUCCCUUCCCUCCCUUCUCUACUGUAAUCUGAGCCCAGAGCAGGGAGAGACUCAGGCAGGAAGUGAUGUCACACCAUGUUAAUACUGCAGCUGCUAUCCUAAACAAACAGAGAGUUUCUAGAGCUUUUUACUCAGGUAUGGUAAAACAGUCUACAGAAUAAAUAUAGCAUUCUAGCUUGCACUAUUGCAGCUAAUCUAUUGGCAAUAAAAUGCCUCUGUAGCUUUCCUUCUCCUUUAAACGAGGACUGGGUUACACUUAACUGAGCCACCCAACUGGAAAGAUAAACCCAGUGUCAUCCCCUUCCUGGUAACAACAGGCUAUGUUAGACGACUAGACUUACCAUUCAUGGGUACGGCCCAUUCUUUGCCUUGAUGAUAGUGGUAAUUUUAGUGUUAAGCUGAGGACAUAUCAAUUUGAUGUCCUAUGGGCAUCAUGUAUCCCUCUCUCACUUUGAUCUCAUUUUUACAUUAAGUCUUUCCAGAACCCUUUUGAUUCUUAAAUGCAGCCCGCCAGUUGUUUCAAUCUCGUCACCAAAUUACUUGGUGGCAUUUAGGUAGGAGACGCCAAGCCAAUGGGAUCACUUGGACUUGGGAGUCUAUAAAGAAACCUGCCAAUGCUGUGACUGCAGAGCAGUCGUUACCUGAGUUUCUCUGUACAAAAAAAGUGAGAGAGGGCCUGGGAUAUUUUUGAAACUGCCUAUGGAUUAACAAAGGGCUGGAGCAUCACCUGUCUGUGCCAGAUGGUUGAUAUAAGGAUCGGAUCUGCACAUGGAGCACUUAGCAAGCACAGAAUCCAUGGCAGCGAUGCACACAGCAACCAUUUCUAUGUAGCACGGUGACCUGUAACCAGUCUCUACCAGUGCUCAGCCCUUUUCCCCCUUGGCAGCCCAUAUAUUUCUGUGUGCACUUCUGUAAUACCACUGCCCCUUUCACUGGUCUGCAACAGACAACUCCAGAGUAGCAAUGCACAACGUUGUGAUUAACUGUAGCAAUGGCAUAUUCUGAAAAUAAAAACCUGCACUCGGUGCAUGUUCUACA